Pelobates fuscus (common spadefoot toad) is the source of this 2271-nucleotide messenger RNA. RefSeq lists its product as uncharacterized. Gene Ontology annotation, cellular component: cytoplasm; nucleus. Gene Ontology annotation, biological process: regulation of signal transduction. NCBI's taxonomy places the organism in Eukaryota, Metazoa, Chordata, Amphibia, Anura, Pelobatidae. The record is from RefSeq and is a predicted model, not a curated record. The coding region runs from base 523 to 2271 and encodes 582 amino acids. Gene Ontology annotation, molecular function: G-protein alpha-subunit binding. The transcript has 13 exons.
GUAUACUGAGAGCCCUGGAAUACACAGCUAGCAGGUACCACACUGCGUAUACUGACUCCUCUGGCAUAUACAGAGUAUACUGAAAGCCAGCGGGUACCACACUGAGUAUACUGACUCCUCUGGUAUAUACAGAGUAUACUGAAAGCCAGCGGGUACCACACUGAGUAUACUGACUCCUCUGGUAUAUACAGAGUAUACUGAAAGCCAGCGGGUACCACACAGAGUUUACUGACUCUUCUGGUAUAUACAGAGUAUACUGAAAGCCAGCGGGUACCACACUGCGUAUACUGAUUCCUCUGGUAUAUACGGAGGAUACUAAAAGUAAGUGGGGACCACACUGCGUAUACUGACUCCUCUGGUAUAUACGGAGUAUACUGAAAGCCAGCGGGUAUCACACAGCGUAUACUGACUCUUCUGGUAUAUACGGAGUAUACUGACAGCCCUGAUAUCCACAGGGAGGUGUGCAGACUGCCCGCACAGGUACACACAGAGUAUAUUGGAUGAAACUGUGAAGCUCAGGAUAUGGCAGCUUUCGAGUUCCAUGAAGACGACUUGGAAGAACUUCUCAUAUAUGACGACCUUUUCCUGGAAUAUUUUAACGAGUUCCUUGGUUUAGGGGCUUUCCCAGUAAGGUUGACAUACAAUCGUUUGAUGGGGACCAUACAGGAAUUGGACAGUCUCAUGGACACCCCGCCUGGGGAUUAUGGGGCUAAUGACCUUCAAAGAGAGAACAUGCUGACCUGGCUGAGGAGAGAGAGACUUCCCCUAUUUCUGAAGUCUCCACUUUACUUGGAAUACAAACUGGCCAACUUACUGCUGCGACCUCUGGAAGACCCCCGCUCAGUCAGCCGCUAUGGAAUUCAUGGGUAUAGUCGCCAGUCAAACAGCGUCACCUUGUCUUCUUUACCCAGCAAUCCAUCCACCUCUUAUCAUCGAACAGGUGAAAUUGAUGGUGGUAGCAUCCAUCCAGUGGAGCUGGUACACAGAAUGCCCAGCCGCGUGCGAAGCACACCUGCCGCCAUAGGUUAUUUAUCAGAGACUUACAGCCUGUCUCUUCUGGAACAAUAUGGAGAUCUGAUCCUUCAACUCUGCCAACCUCGAGAAUCAGACUUUACGGACGGUCUGCUCUUUCCAUCCCUAGUAGAAAGCACAGAGCAAGAAUUUGGACCCAACAAUAAGAAGUCCCAUGGCCUCCGGAGACUGAUGACACCAGGCACCGAUCUCACCCAUGUGGAGUCUGAGGCUAUUAUCAAUGGGAAAGCAGCAGAUGAUGCCCAAGAUGUCCAAGAGGCGUCCAAGGAAUGUUCUGAAACGGAUGAAGGCUUUGCUGCCACUGAAGAAGAGGAGCAGUUUCUGGUCCAGCAUAAUUUAACAUGGUCUUCGUUACAACAGCUUAAAGAGAAGACUCUUGGCACCAGAGAAGGAAUGAGGAGGUUCAGAGAUUUCCUACAGAACACAUUAGGAGACCAUCUCUUCCAGUUUUGGGUUGAAUGUGAAGAGUUUAAAGAUUUCUCCAGAGACCUUGAAACCAGUGAGAACCCAGAAGAAUCCAGACACAUGUGUGCUCACCUGUUCAGGCGCAUCCAAAGCAAGUACCACGUGUAUCUAAGUCCGGAAUGCCAGGAGCAGAUCCGGCUUUCUCAGCAGAUCUGGGGUCCAACAUUUCAAGCCUUCAGAAGGUCUCACUAUGACGCCUUAAGACGACUGCGCUCCUACUGGGUCCCCAGAUUUAUCAUCCACCAGCGGAGGUCUCAGCUGGCCCAGAACAAGGUUGGCCAUAGAAAGGUUCUCCUGACAUCGCAGGAUAGCAUGUCAAUCUCUGAGAGGGAAUCACUAAGCUUCGAAGACACAGUGGCUCACCCAGACAGGAAACAGAAAGAAAUCCCAAGCGAGGUUAGACCUCCACAGCAAUAUCCUGACAAGGGAAGCGUGGGCUUCAUGGAGAAGAUCUGCAGCAAUCCGCUUUUACACAGAAUUAUCCCCGCUUUGCAGAGUGACCAUCAGGCCGGGGGAACCUUCCUUCAUUAUCUUAAGAGGUUUGAGUCACUGCAGAAGAUUCAGGCUUUUUAUCUAUGGAAGGAAUUGAGUGAUUUCAAUGACUGGGAAUCACACCAAACAAACAGUGCAUGCCAACACCAACCUAGCGGGUAUACUGAUGGCCUACACGUCAGGCCUGGCCACACACAGACAGGUAAGAGACAUGCAGGAGAGGAUGGCUUUACAAAACUCUCAAUCCAGAAACCUGGAGGACAAUUGCAGAUACGCCGAUAG